Messenger RNA from Ipomoea nil (Japanese morning glory), 1381 nucleotides. RefSeq names its product probable ubiquitin-conjugating enzyme E2 C. The coding region runs from base 153 to 617 and encodes 154 amino acids. NCBI's taxonomy places the organism in Eukaryota, Viridiplantae, Streptophyta, Magnoliopsida, Solanales, Convolvulaceae. The record is from RefSeq and is a predicted model, not a curated record. The transcript has 6 exons.
CACUACGCAUUUUAGUUAACGACUGCGACUCCCGCUGCCCCUUCUCUUCCCUCUCUCCGACUAACUAAUUUUUCCUCCCUCCCUCCCUCCCAUCCAUUUUGCGAUCUCAUUUCGCCUGCGCUUUUCACUUUUCUCCUCGAAACUCGUCGGCGAUGGAGCCUCGAGGCGAUCGGCGAACGGACAAUCUGUCGGAUGAUCAUCGCGCUCGGGAACGAUCGUCCAAGCAACUCAAGGCGUCUCCUACCCCCGUCGAUACUGUUUCCGUAACGCAGAGGUUGCAGAAGGAGCUCAUGGCUUUAAUGAUGACAGGAGGAGACCUUGAUGUAUCUGCUUUCCCUGAAGGGGAGAGCAUCUUUACUUGGAUUGGCACUAUUGAAGGUGGAAAAGGAACAAUGUAUGAGGGUCUAUUGUACAAACUCUCUUUGCACUUUCCCCUUGAUUAUCCUUUCAAGCCACCUCAAGUAAAGUUUGAGACAAUGUGCUUCCACCCAAAUGUUGACCAGUACGGAAAUAUUUGUUUAGAUAUCCUUCAGGACAAAUGGUCUUCAGCUUAUGAUUGCAGAACCAUUCUUCUCUCCAUCCAGAGUUUAUUAGGAGAACCAAACACUGAAAGUUGAGAUAUGCACAUUUCUUUAGAGUUUAGACAAGGUAUGGGUUGUACAGUUGAAGGAGAUGAUUAAUAAUUAUGAUGGAUGUAAUAUUUUAAGGAAUAUAUAACUUCAGAUUGGAAUGCUGCAAAAAGUUGGUGGCAGAUUGCUUGUAACUUACUCAUCUAGUAUGCAAAUUAUGGUUUUUGUUGCAUGGGACAUUAUUAAUUAAUUGUUUGUUCUUAGCUUAAAAUUGAGUGAAAUAUGUAUUUACAUUACACAAAGCAUGCAUGUGCUUAUUUCAGUUCCAUCAAGUCUCUAGAGCUAGAUAAUUGCUGCUGUUUCGAGAAUUGCAUGCCAAUGGUGUCAAGAGCUUAGUCUACAUAUCUUUGCAGUGUAAUGCCUUCUUAAACCUUUUGUUGCAGAGUACAGAAAGAUGGUGCGGAAGCAUUACAUGGCCGGAGAAGCAUUUGAUAGCUAAGAAAAGUCAUUUCAGCACAAUGUUGUUGGAAACAAGAAAUUCCUAAUGAUUGUAGCAACAAAAGAAAAGAAGACAAAGUUCCGAUGAUGCAGGAGAAGCAAAAGCAGAAGUUUGGUCGAUCCUGGAGACCCAUCAGAGAACACAACUGACUUUCAUCGUGUAAUCGUUCUGUCUUUCCUGCUCUCACUAUUCGUUUGUGUACCAUGAUUUUUUCCAUAGAUAAAUCCUGUCAAUAAUUUCAUUGUUGAGCAUCUAGUUAAACCUAAAACUAUUGCUUUAUGUAGAUUGGGGAUUUGGAUCACUUUCCACUGUU